GGGGAAGGUCCUUUCAGCUGCUAAUGUGUAGGUGUGGCGUUCAGUUUUCCAGUGUAAGGGAAAAACCGGCCCCACGCUCUGUCAUUUGAACUUCCUUAGCUUCCAGCACUCACAAGCAGGAAAACUCCAAGAGUCCAGCACUGGAUCUCAGCAGGUCACAAGCAGCACUGGAAUCAUGGCCAGCAACAUUCAGAAAGACCAGGUCAGAGAUAAGACACAACUUCGGAUUCAGUAGAAAGGAAACAAACAUCAAUUAAAAGACAGGGCAAAGAUUGGUGAAGCCCACUGGCCACAGGAUGAACUUUGUACCAGUACAAAAUAGAGCUGGAUUCCCAAGUUAUUUAAAAAGAAAACAUGCACUACUUUCAUAGAAGACACAAACAGCAUCGGCCAAACAAAACUGUGCCAGUGCGGGGCAUUCAUGAUAAAUCAUGUGUCUGUGGCAAUGGAGGAUAAUUUUGGCGCAGCCAUAGUCAGUAAGUGGAACUCUGCAGAACACACAACGGAGGAGCCCACCGAUGCUUACGGAGAUAUUGAGUUUGUGGGUGCUGGGCGGAAACAAAGCAAGUUCAUCCGCUUGUCCGAUGACACUGACCCAGGAAGCAUUUACAGUCUCAUAACGAACAACUGGAAGAUCCCUCCACCAAACCUGGUGGUCUCUGUUGUUGGUGGAGAUGGGGACUUUAAAAUGAAGACAUGGCUGAAGGACAUCCUGAGGAAGGGUCUGGUCAAGGCUGCGCAGAGCACGGGCGCCUGGAUAAUGACAGGAGGGAUGCAGGUGGGCAUUGGCAAAUAUGUGGGGGAGGCAGUGAGAGACCAUGCCACCGCCAACUCCAAUUCCAGGACCAAAGUUGUUGCAAUGGGAAUCGCUCCCUGGGGAAUUGUACACAACCGGCAAAGCUUAGUGAAUCCCAAGGGCUCUUUUCCAGCCACAUAUUACAUGGACAACGUGGAUGGACCCACUUAUUCCCUGGACAACAAUUACUCUGUUUUCCUCCUCGCAGAUGAUGGGUCACACGGACAGAUGGGCGGCGAGACAAGUUUCCGAUUCAAGCUGGAGGAACACAUUUCCCGACAAAAAACUGGAGUUGGAGGCAAAGGAAGCAUUGAAAUCCCAGUCUUGUGCAUGUUGAUAGCUGGAGAAUCAAAAAUGCUGGAGAGGGUGUAUAAUGCCACAAAAAGCCCUAUCCCAUGUCUGCUGGUGGCUGGCUCAGGUGGUGUCGCUGACUGCUUGGCUGAAAUCCUGGAGGAAUCCAUAGCAUUGGAGUCUAUUAGGGGUCUGAUAGAAGAAAAACUAAAACAUCAUUUUCCUAAGGAGAACCUAACAAAAAUGGUGGAAAAGGUUGAGAGGAUUGUGGAGAACAGGGAUCUGGUUACCGUGUAUUCAGAUUCUGACGGGACGGAGGACUUUGAAACUGUGAUCCUUAAAGCACUGGUAAAAGCUUGCAAGAAACAUUCAAGUGAAGCCACAGAAUACCUGGACGAGCUUAAACUGGCAGUAGCCUGGAACCGAGAGGACAUUGCCAAAACUGAGCUAUUCCAUGGGGAGAUCCUCUGGCGGGCAACUGACCUUGAUGACACAAUGACUGAUGCUCUGAUAAACAACAAGCCCAGGUUUGUGAAGCUUUUUGUGGACAAUAACUUGAACAUUGUGGAUUACUUGACCUACGGGCGGCUUGAGGAACUCUACAGUUCUGUGCUGGACAAUACUCUCCUCUAUCAAUUGCUAAAGCACAAACAUGAUGAACGGAGGAGUUCAAACAAAGAUCAUCAUCAUCAUCAUCAUCAAUUCCCACUGAUGGAAUCGAAUGGCAAAGAGGUGGAAUUCAAGCUCUAUGAGGUUUCCAAGGUCCUACGGGACCUGUUGGGUGAUGUCUGUGCUCCUUUCUACACACAUGUCCUGGGAAAUAUGAAAGGUUCUGUUCACAGAAGACACUCAAGCAGAAAAUCUCAGGAGCAAAUCUCUGUGGAAAAGUAUGAACCAAACAAGUCAACGUGUCCAUGGAUAGAUCUCUUUAUUUGGGCAAUAUUACAGAAUCGAGAUGAAAUGGCCACUUACUUCUGGGAAAUGGGCUCUGAGGCUGUAACCUCCGCUCUGGCUGCUAUGAAGAUUCUCAGGGAUCUUUCCCGGAUGGAGUCAGAGGCUGAAGAAUCUUUAGCCAUGAGGGAUCUGGCUGCUAAGUUUGAGCAACUUGCUAUAGGAGUGUUUAAUGAAUGCUACAGAAACAGUGAAAAUCGAGCAUUUAAGCUCCUUGUGCGGCGCUCCAGCAUCUGGGGAGGAGCCACGUGUCUGCAGUUGGCUUACGAGGCUGAUGCCCGCAACUUCUUUGCCCAGGAUGGUGUUCAGUCAAUGUUAACAGAGAAUUGGUGGGGGCAGAUGGCUCAGAACACCCCUGUGUGGGCGAUGGUGCUGACUUUCUUCUGUCCGCCUCUGAUUUAUACAGACCUGAUCACAUUUAAGUCUAUUGACCAUGAAAAUGGAAUAGAAAGUGCUCAUCGAAUGGAAAUGGACAGCCUGGAUACUGACAUAAAGACUACUGUUGCAGAAAUUAUGGAAGGGGAAGACAGACAAGACAACGAGAAAGCAGAAAAAGUACCGCUCAAAAAGUUGAGUGUGAAAAAAUCAAAAAAAGGGCAGGCCUCAGAGGCAGAAAUCAUCAAGGAGAAACAGCGGCCAAAGUGGAUGCAACGCUGGAAGCAAUUCUGGAGUGCACCCGUGACAGCCUUCUUUGGCAACGUGGUCAUGUACUUUGCUUUCCUCUUCCUUUUUUCCUACGUGCUGCUUUUGGAAUUCAAGAUGCCUCCACCAGAUGGCCCAGCAAACUCAGAGUUAAUACUUUAUUUUUGGGUUUUUACAAUGGUCUGUGAAGAGAUACGGCAGAGUUUCUUUGUGGGCACCAUGCCCGUGGCGCAGAAGCUCAGGCAGUACUUGCAGGAUUCGUGGAACCAUGUUGACAUCAUCGCGCUAUGCCUCUUUAUCAUCGGGGUGAUUUGCAGGAUGUUUGAUGCAACGUUUGAAGCUGGCCGGACAAUCCUCUGCUUUGACUUCAUGGUCUUUACUCUUAGGCUGAUCCAUAUCUUUGCCGUCAACAAACAGCUGGGGCCAAAAAUCAUUAUAGUCAGAAAAAUGAUGAAGGAUGUUUUUUUCUUUCUCUUUUUUCUGGGUGUCUGGCUCAUUGCUUAUGGAGUUACCACCGAGGGCCUGCUUCAUCCCAGCGACAUGCGUCUCAGCUGGAUCUUCCGCCGGGUCUUCUACAGGCCUUAUCUCCAAAUUUUUGGUCAGAUCCCACAGGAGGAGUUUGAUGCUUCCAAGAUUUCUUCCUCCAACUGCACGGAUGACCCCAUCGCCAUAAUGCUGGAAGAGGCAGAACCUUGCACCAACACAUAUGCCAACUGGCUGGUCAUUCUCCUGCUUGUCAUUUUUCUGCUGGUUGCCAAUAUCCUUCUUCUGAACCUGCUGAUUGCCAUGUUCAGUUACACCUUCUCCAAGGUCCAGGGCAACAGCGAUAUCUACUGGAAAUUCCAGCGAUAUAACCUGAUAGUGGAGUAUCACAACCGCCCGGCCCUAGCUCCACCAUUCAUCAUCAUCAGCCACAUUAACGCUUUCAUCAAGCGCAAGAUCCGCAAGGUGGCAUCUCAGAAGAUCCGACAUUUCAUGCUGGAACUGACAGAGACUCUAGACAACCGAAUGAUCAUCUGGGAAGCCGUGCAGAAGGAGAACUACAUGGUAAAUGUUGCUAAGCAUAAAAGGGACAGUGACACAGAACGUCUGCGCAGAACCUCACAAAAGGUUGAUACGGCCUUAAAACAUCUGAAUGAGAUCAAGGAACAUGACCGAAGGUUGAAAGCAAUGGAAACUGAACUGGAAUACUGCCGUAAUGCACUUUCCUGGAUAGUCGAUGCACUUCAACAGAGCGAGGUUGUGAAAACCACUAGAAGUCCACCUGUUUGUAUUGAAGGUUGACAUUCUUUGACCAAGAAAGAAUUGCUGCUACCAACUGCUGAGGUUUCCAUCUUCUUCCCUUGCACCUAUGGACCACUAGUCUGCCUGUCUAUUAAUAAAGUUGCUGAAUUCCAAUGAUAAUUACAAAGUUUUCACCCAACAGAUCAUUCUCUCAUGUCAUUAAAAAAUAAUCAAGGCUGAAAUAUAAAGCAAAUCACCAGUUCUGUCUUCAGAUAUUUACCCUCCUCCCCACAAACAUAAAUUGAAUAUCUGGAGUCACAAUUUCUCAAUCAUGCAUGGGCAAUUUCUCAAUGGACUAUGGAAUUCUUGCUGUAAGGCUCAAUAUCCCUAACCUGGACCCUUUCCAUGUGCAAGACUAGAAAUGAUUUGCCUUCUGGUCCAGCCAACAAGCAGAACUUUUUGUCCCAAAUACUGGCACGUGGAAUCUCAUCUUGGCUCUGAACUGGUCAUCCAAUGAACAGAGAUGGACCUGCUUACAAACAGCAGCUGCUGGGAAUCUUUCAUGAUUACCAGUUUCAAUCCAAAUUCUUAUUUUUUUAAAGAAAAGUUUUAAGGUCUUCAUUUUAGAUCUAGUUUGGUAGAUGAUUUCUAACAGGUCCAAGACUUUUUCUGUAAAAUAAUACCAACAGAAUGCCAUGGUUAUUUUUUAUAGAGAUUAUAAUGUAAAGGUUAGGGAUGCCAUGUUUUCUACUGUUUUUGUUUACCUUUUGAUUUUAAAUUGUGUCCAUAAUAAUGGUUUGUAUAUGUGUACUGUAAAUGUAGAGAUUUAUUUACUAAAACAUGAGUCAAAGCAUAAACCAAGAUGUUUAGAGGGUUCUUAUAGUUUAAGAUCUAACAGAUUUUAUUUUUUUAUGGAAACCUUUCCCUAAGUUGCAUAUUUGGUCUUGCUGUCUCUCCAUGUAUGGUGGCCCCACUAGGUGGCACAAGGGGUAUAUUGGUACUGAUUCCUGGAUAGAAUCCCUGCUCCAGUGCUCAACCCCUCAAGACAGGAAAUUCUCAGCCUAUGAGCCUAUCACCAGGCACGAAAUGCAUUAGGCUGUUUAUGUCCUAAUAAAUACUUGUUAGUUUUCUAA
This is a messenger RNA of Xenopus laevis (African clawed frog), 5037 nucleotides long. RefSeq names its product transient receptor potential cation channel, subfamily M, member 4 L homeolog (gene trpm4.L). The transcript is spliced from 26 exons. The coding region runs from base 422 to 3964 and encodes 1180 amino acids. The record is from RefSeq and is a predicted model, not a curated record. NCBI's taxonomy places the organism in Eukaryota, Metazoa, Chordata, Amphibia, Anura, Pipidae.